Molecule: messenger RNA, 10424 nt
Organism: Topomyia yanbarensis
Lineage: Eukaryota; Metazoa; Arthropoda; Insecta; Diptera; Culicidae
Product: protein lava lamp
Exons: 6
Coding region: 168-9740 (3190 amino acids)
Source: RefSeq, a predicted model, not a curated record
GCUGGCUGACAGCACUGCCGACAGAACUGUCAUUAGCGCAGAUCAUCAAAGUUCAAAGUGAUGAUGUGUAAUUUUGUGUUUGUUGCAUCGAUUUAGUGCGUAAAAUUGCAAAUAUUCAGCGUAAAAGGAAUAUGUUUGUGAGGUUGUGAUAAAAGAUUGUUAACGAAAUGUCUGCACCGGACCCGGGUGGUGGCCUACCACCGGCGGUAGGAGAUCACGCGCAGUCUGGUAGGCUUACGCCGGAUCUAGGCAGCUUGCAAGAAAAUUUUAGCCAACAACAGGCUAAAAUAACUGCACUGCGAGAGUUAGUCCGUCAAACGGAAACAGCCCACGGUAAGAAAACCGCGUCGGCUCAGGAGAAGGUGAAAAACAUUGCCCAACGUUUGACCCAGUACAAAACCAAAGCAACCAAGUCGCGACUGAGCCGAGCAUCGAGUUCGGAAGUGCAGUCGGAUUUGAUCGCUACACGAAUCAACGAGGAGGGCAGCGAAACCAGUUUCGAUUCCUAUCAGAUUGACUAUGAGGAACAGCAGCAUAUGUCGCUGCCAGUUAUGCCGAUGGUUGCUCCACCUUUGGUGCGAGCUCGCUCCGAGACUCCCGGUAGUGAAAAGUUUAAUUUGCUUCGGCAACAGAUGGAACAGAAUCGUUUGAAAAUGGCUCAACGCGAAAGUCAUAAGCGGGAGAUGGAGGAACGGGUUAGCGAGUUGAAGCAUAAGCUGGAAAGUACUCAGCAAACGUUGGAACGGUCGGUUGAAUAUGGUCGAUCAACGGGUGAUUUAACCUUGAUCACGCCAAUGAAGAUGAGUCGUUUUGAGUUUAACAAGUCGACCUCCGAUUUGACACAACUGGCCGGCGCUGGGUACGGUACCAGUUCUAAUUUCGAUGUCGAAAGAUUAAAGUAUUUGGAAGGACGAGUUAAAGUACUGGAACAACAGUUGGCCAACAAAGAGAACAUUCCCGUCAAGGACGAACAGGUGAAAGAUUUAGAAAGGAAAAUUCUGGAUUUGGAAGAAGCACUUAAAGAGAAGGAAUGUGUCAUCGAAGCAAGAACGCAAGCAGUUUCACUGAUGACGGAAAAUUUGACCUUGAAGGGGAAGAAUACCGUCGAUUUACUGGAAGACACGAAGCAGGAAAUGUAUCGAAUGCAGACUAACUUUGUUCAAGCUGAAUCGAAUCUGAAAGCCGAACAGGAUCGGCUACAGGUCGAACUGGACGAAAGAAACAGCAAGAUAUCAAAUCUAGAAGAAAUGAAUAAUAUCCUUGAGACGGCUCGUUACGAUUUGACCGUCGAGAAUUCUAGUCUCAAGCAGAAGCUGGAAGACGUGCAAGACUUUAGCACCAAAAUUAGUGAACUGAAUAAGCUGAAUCAAAGUCUGCAGCAUCGGAUCACCGAGUUGGAGAAUCAAAAGUAUGAUUUUAUAACCGAUGCCGAAGCGGAACAGGCCAAGUUUGGCGAAAGCGACGAAAAGUAUCGCGAGCUACUGGAUCGUAUUCAUGAGCUAGAGGAUGAACUGUUGAAAAAAACCGCUCCCGAAGAUGACCUACUGGAGAAAAUCCGUUCCUCGGAAGCAACUAUCGCAGCUCAGGCACAACAAAUUGAAUCCCUGCAGCAGCAACAACUUGAAUUGCAGGAAUGCCUCCAGGAGAAAACCGUUGAACUGAAUGUCCUAAAUGCAAAUUUCUCGGUUCUACAGGAGAAACUUAAAACUGCCGGUCCAAAGCCACUUUUCCCUAAAUCAGCCGAGGAGGAAGCGGAAGUGGAAAAUAGCAAACUUAAACAGCAGCUGGACGAAGCCAACAAAAGUGCCAUCAAGUCCAAGCUGAAAAUCAAACAACUGCAGAAACAGGUCGAUUCGUUUAAGAAAACCUCAAACGUUCACGAGGAAGUUGUCCGCUUAACGGACGAAGUUCAAACCCUCACGCAACGUCUUGCUGAGGUAGAGGAGGAAAAAGGUAACCUACAACUGCAUCUGGUUAACUACGAUGGCUCCCUACCGGAUUCGGAACUAGAGAAACGUAACAAAAUUCUAGAAGCCACCUGUCAAAAUCAGAACACUGCCAUUCAGCUGUUAGAAGAGCAGAAGCUUGAUAUUAGUGAAGAUUUAAGUAGCACCCGGCGGCAGCUGGAAACGUUGCGUGAUCAGAUACGGGAACAGCAACAGGCGAGUGAGGAACAUUCGGGUCGCAUCUCUUGUCAAAUGUCAUCGAUUGAAAUUGAGGAAAAGUUGGAGCAAUGUGUUGCCGAUCGGGAGGAAAUGACUGCUCAGUUGAAACGGUUGGAGACGGAAAAGGUGGAACUGCAGCAGAGGUUGGAUCAGUACAUGGUGGAAAAUAUUGAACUGCUGGAUAAGAUUGAGAAGUUGAGUUUGGAGAAGGUCAGCUCAGCGGAGUCGAUCGAGAUUGUGGAAGGGUUGACACCGAAAGAAAAGCAGGAGAUUGAAAACUAUGAGGCAAGCCGGGCCAACGAUCAGGACGGUGGGAAGGAUGAAGUUGAUCGAUCCAAGCGGCGACAUGAAGGUUCGACUGAAGAGUUAAGGACUGCCGGCAUUAACCCGUCGGAGGAAGAGGAAGAAGAUUUGAACGGCAGUCUGGUAAAGCUGCGUGAGGAAAGCUCCGAACUUAUGCACCGCAUCGAACUGUUCACCAACGAGCGGCGGGAGGUUCUCGGAAAAUUGGAAGCAGUAACAAUCGAAAAUCAGGCCCACCUUGAAGAGUUGGAACAAUUGCGGGAGGAACAUCGCCUGCUGACGGAUCGUCACGACGAGUUGGUGACGAGUGAGGGAUCAUUGAGGGAGAAGUUGGCGGAACUGAUGGGUGAAAAGGGUGUGCUGGUGGAGGAGCUGGAGGAAGCACGGCAGUUGAAGGUUCGAUUGGAGGCGGAAGUGAGCGAAGCUAGUUCGAGUCAGAGUUCACCGGCUAGGGUGCCGAUCGAUAGGGGUUCGUUCGAGCAGGCACUGCGCUCGGUGGAGAAUGAGGUGAUGAAUUAUAGCAAGAAUAAGGAUAAAAAUAAGAAGUUGCAAAUUUCGAAGAAGCUGUCGCAGGAUGCGAAGAAUCUGCAGAAGAUGGCGAACGGAUUGCUGGAGGAGUACUGUAGGAGUGUGGAAGAGUGUGACGUGAUGAGGGGUGAGAUUGAACGGUUGAAGGAGAAGGUGAGCGGUUUGCCGAAAGAACAGGAGCAAUUGGAUGAGGUGGCAGGUUUGAAAGCGCAAAUCAUGGAUAUUACACGGGCGCAGAUCGAGAAAGUGGAACAGAUUGAUUCGUUGCGGGAGGAUAUCGAGAGGAAGAACGAAGUAAUUGCGAAAUUGAAGCGGGAGAUGGAGGAACUGAGGGAUGCUGAGAAAUCAUCGGAUGAGGAACCGGAACUGUUGAAGGUUGAGUUGAACAGUAGGAAUGAUGAAAUUCGUGAAUUGAAGAAGGAACUUGAUGCGGUGGUGGUAAAGAAAGCAGGGGAAGUUGAGGAUCUUCAGUCUAGACUCGGGGCGGCUCAUAAGGAAAUUGAUAUUCUGAAAGAAUUGGUGGCUGAACAGAAGCAACAGCUAAUCGAUUCGUAUCAGGAGCAUGAAAAUGAGCUGGCAGGUCGGAUGAAGGAGAUUCAAAACUAUGAAAAUCGAGUUCAACAAAUGCGGGAUGAAAUGGAUAGGAUCGCGCAGCAAGCUGAACGAGAUGCGGAACGGUAUGCCGAUCAGGUUAAAGAACAACUGGCGGAGUUGAGUACGCUGGUUGGGGAUCAAAAGCACGAAGUUAGUCAAAAACAGGAAACGAUCGAUGCACUGAACGGUCAGAUUAUUGAACUGUACAAAAUGAUGGAGGAGAAUGCUAACCGAAUUAUUGAGAAGGAGGAUGAAGUGCAGUAUCUGCAGGAGCUGUUGGACGCUAAAAAAGAUGAGAUGGCAAUGCUACAGGAAAAAUUAAUCGAGAAUCAAAGUUCGCUCGAAAGAGCGAGGAAUCAAGAGAAGCAGCUACGAGAAGCCCUGGCCGUUUCCGUUCAGCCCGUAGUUGAUGAUUCCCGGGUAAAAGAACUUGAAGAGUCUAACCGGGAACUUGACGGAAAGAACAAAGAACUAAUGGAUAAGUUGAGGAAAUUCGCAGCAAAUCUUAAGAAAAAGCACGCUCACUGUCAAGAGUUGGAAGAUAAGCUGGCUGCCAAUCAGCAAGAGCUGGAGGAGUUGCGUAGUUCGGCCGCCGCAUCGGCUGUGUCCAGCGAGGAAGAGUUCAAAGCAGAGAAUGAAGAACUGUCGCAGAAAUUGCACCACCUAAACAACGAACUUCACAAGUUGCUCCAGCAGAAGUAUUCGCUCGAGUCGGAAAAGCAGGCAAUGAUGCAUGAACUGGUGGGAAGAGAUGAGCGAGUCCGCGUAGCGGAGGAAAAAGUUCAGGAAAUGGAGAAUAAACUGACACAGGUGAAUCAGGAACUGGGAACGCUCCAGGAGGAUGUCGGAUCGAAGAAUGUUAAGAUUGAAAAAUGUAAGGCAAUCAUCAAGGAAAAGAUUAAGGAGAUUCAAAGGUUGCAGGAAUAUGAGCGGAAGACUGCCUAUCUGGAAGAUGAGCUGCGAAUGUGCCAGAGUAAGUUGGAAGAUUUUCACAACCAGACGUUGCUACUUGGUAAGCUGAAAACGGACAAGGAGGAGAUGAAUGGUGUGCUUAAGGCGGAAACCGAUCGGGGUAAGUUGCUGGAUCAGGAAGUUCUUCAGGCUGCUGAGAAAGUGAGGAAGCUGGAGGUGGAUCUGGAGCUGUCGGAAGAGGAAAAUCGGAAGUUGAGGGGUCAGAUUGUUAAGUUGGAGGAAGGUCUGUCACUGGUGGAGCAGAGGAGGAACUCUUUGGAGCGUCAGAAAAGAUUGCUGGGUGAUGAAUUGACGGAGAAGGCACAGGAGUUUACUCAGCACGAGGAUGAGCUUAUGCAGAGACUGGCUAAUCUUUCGCAGCAUGAUGAAGCGAUUGAGGUGAAACUACGGGAAAAGGAGGAGGAACUGGUUGAGCUCGGUUGUAAGUUAAGAGACGUUGAACACCAGAGAGAUCAACUGCAGUCGAAGACGGAACAGCUUGAAGGGCAAGUGGUCGCUCAGGAGCAGUCCUGUCGGCGAUCAUCUGAGUUGGAAAAUGAGAAUUACAAUCUUAAUCAAGCGCUAGCGAGUCUUCAAGCUGAUCUUAAACGAGUGGUUGUUGAUUUUGAGGCAAAAGUUUCGGAGAAGGAUACCGAAAUCGAUCAGCUGGAAGUUGAGUUAACGAACCAGCUGGCUAAAAUUGAAAACGAGCGAAAACAGCUGCAGGAAAAUUUGGAGCGAUCGCAGGACAGAAACACGGAUCUCCAGGACGAACUGGUUCGACUGCAGGAAAGUGUCAACUCGUUGGAACAAUUCCGGUCCGAUUUGGAGAAGGAGAUAACUUGGUUGAAGAUGCAGAAUGAAAGUCUCCAACAGGAUAGUAGUGAGCUGCAGGAACUUCGAAUGCAGAUCGUUCAAGAUCAGACGGAGCUGGAGAAUCUACGAGCGCAGAAUGAAGCGCUGGUACAAAAUCAUCAGUGCGAAAUAAAUGCGUUGCGGCAGCAGAUAGCGGACAUGGAGGCCAUCAGGACGCAGCUGAGCCAGAACCAGACGGACGAUCAGGUGUUUGUGCAGAACGAGAUAAUCAAGCUGAAGGAUUUGUUGACGCAGAAGGAAGGGGCGAUAGCUCAGCUAGUGCAGACCAAUCUACAGCUACAGGUUUCAGCAGUUAACGACCCGUUCCGAGGUCUGGAGGGAUCCUCCGAACGAUCAGUCAACGCGAUGGAGGAGAAGAUCCGUGAUCUUGAGAACGAUGCGAUGUGGAAAGAUUCUCGCAUACAGGAGUUGCAGAUCGAAAAGGAUUUGGCUGACGGAAGUUUGGAAGAGCUGCGAAAGCAGUUGCAGGCGCUUCAGAAAUCUGUGGAGCGGGAUGAAGCCAUGGAGGCUCAACUGGUUGAGAGAAGUUCCCAGCUGGAGGCAAUGAGCAAACAACUUUUCCAGACAGUUGGUUCGAGUUCGAGGGAGCAACCACAGCAAGUCAUAUCAACUGCACAGUUCUUCUCAUCGUCUCCGUCACAAUCAAGUGCCGCCGCUCUGUUCGAUACCGUCGGAGAGACCUGGAGCUGGAACGAGCCGUUUACGGCGCAUCAGUCGAAACCAACUCCGGAAGAAAAUCCGCUUCAAGAUGAAGUCGUUAAAUUAAAGACACAAAACGAUUCCGCUAUCAUGAGAAUUGAGGAAUUACAAGCUAAAUUGACGGAAUUUGCUAAUCGAGACGAUGAAUUCCACCAGUUGAAGGACGAGAUUGACAUCUUGCGAGCGCAAAAUUCCUCCCUGCGUUACGAGCUAGAAAUGAAGACCUCCAAAAUCAAGGACAUUUCGCAGCAGUUACAAAGCGGCCAGUCCAAGGUCGAUCAGCUGGAGGAGCAAAUUAAAAGUCAACACGUUCCAACGGUGGCAUCCUUCUUCACCGAUACCGACUCCACGUCUGCACCCGUCUUCGAAGACAUCAUAGUUCCCAAGAGGGCGUACCUUUGUACGCCAAGCCAAUCGCAAGAUACCGAAGAAUGGUCUUUGGAAGAGCCAGUCAUUGCUUCCGCGAAAAUAUCCUCUCAAGCCGCGGUUCCUACCAGGGAUUCGCCGAAGGAUCGAUCACAAUCGGCCCAGAUUCGUGAGUUGAUGGCGUUGAACGAGCAGUUCAAGUCUCAGCUGGAAGAGCAAGCGGGCUCUGCUGAGCGACUACAGCAGGAGUUGAACUACCUGCGACAACAGAACGCUUCGUUGCAGGAACAGCUCAACGAUGUUGACCAACAGAAAGAGUCGAUAGAGAAACGGGAGCUCCAACAGCAGGAACUGUUGAAGGUUCUACAAAUUCAGCAUCAACAACAGCUCGAUUCCUUCCUGACCGAAAAACAAACAGAGUUGGAUCUGCUUCGUAGCCAAAACCAGCUCGAGCAAACGGAGUUCAAGAAUAGCAUCAACGAACUGCAGCAGCGAAACGAGCAGCUCGAGCAAGACCGCGACGCCUACCUGCAGCUUCAGGACGAAUUAGAAAUCCUGAAAGCAAACAAUGCCUCUCUCCUACAAGAACUACAGACAAAAUCCGACAAGAUCCAUCGAAUCUGUCGCACCUUAACGGAAGCGGAAACCAAAAUCGUCCAGCUAGAGGAACAACUGACGAACAAAGAGCUUCCGGUUACGGCAGCCAGCUUUUUCGAAUCGGCCACCCCUCAACAGGAACCGGUGUUCGAGGAAAUCAUUCAAUCCAAACGAGCAUUUGUUACGCAACCGGCGGUGACGGCGACACCGCCACCGACCACUACAGUCGAACUCGAAGAAGACUGCUGGGGUACGGAGGAAGCGAUGCUGGAAGCACGACAUCAGCAAGCCAGCGAAAAGGAUGACUACAUCCGGCAGCUAGAGCUGGAAAAGGAACGACUCCAGCAGGAAAUUGUCGAACUGAAAGUGAAGUCCGGUAAGCUGCUGAAGAAGACAAAAGAGUACAAGGCGAAGUGCGAUAGUUUGGAGCGGCGGUCGGCUUCGGUCGAAACCAGCGAGCUUGAUUUGGCGAUUCAGGAAGAGUUGAAUGGUCAAAUUAAGACAUUGGAGGUUAAGUUAGGUGAACUGCAAGUUGAACGAGAGAAAAGUGUGGCGGAGAAAGAGUCGCUGCUGAAGCGGAUAGAUGUGCUUGUCGCCGCCAACGAACGGUUCACGGAGAUGAAGGAACGACAAGACGUGCAGAUUGAAGUGUUGCAUGCCAAGGUAAAAGAAUUGAACGUGAAAGUGCAGCAGCUAGAAGAUUGGGAUGAAAACAGUGAGCAGAGGGUUAACAAGUCAACGUCGGAGAAUACCUCUCCCGUAGAAGAUGUCACUCAUUUGACGAAUCAGUUAAGAGAUCUUACAAAAGACCUUCAGGAUGCGAGAGUCGAUAAUGAGGAACUGCAGGCUCUGUUAGACGAAGAGAAAGCGAACGUUGAAAUGUUAGAGAAACGUGUCCAACAGAAGGACAACGAAAUUCAAACUUUGAUGGAACAAAUCGACGGUCUAUCUCAAGACUCUCGGACCAUCAAAUCCAGCUUGGAAAGUCUAAACCAACAAAAGUCACAGGAAACCGUAGAUCUAAGCCAACGGCUAAACGAGCUGAUGGCCAAAAACACCGACCUGACGCAUCAGAUAGAGAAAAUGCGUACGGAAAGCUUAUUCCAUUCCUCCGAACAGGAAACAAAACUGCAAGACCAGCUCCAACAACUAAGCGCACAACUUCAGUACAAGGAAGCGGAAAUAGUCCAUCUGAACGAACGAAUCCAGCAACAGAUGCUCGAAGAUCAAACCGAAUCGCUCGUUCAGGAAAUCCUCGGUAAGAACCAGGAAAUAACUAGUCUCAAGUCGCGCAUCCAACAGCUGGAAACCGACCGGCAGGAAUUGGAACACAACCUAACGCUUCAAAUAAGCAAGGAACUAGCCUCGACACGACCGGAGCACGAGCAAAGCUCUCGUCUAGCAGAGCUGGAACGAACCAACAAAGAACUUUUAGACGAGAAAUGCCAGAUGGAGCAGGAACUCCAAGUGUUAAACGAUCAGGUCAUCCGAAGCCUCCAGUUUGAAGAUCGUAUGAAGGGAACCGUCCUCGAUCUGGACGCUAAAAACAUCGAAAUCGAAGCCCUCAAAGCAUCGCUGGAACAAUUGAAACAAAACGUCGAAAUCAGCGCAAAGCAGCAACCAUCCGACGCCGAUGAUCUCAGAAAGCAAAUCGAUAAGCUGACGAAGGAACGAGCCGAUUUGGAGGCAAACUAUCGCAUCACGCUAGAUCAACGGGACGCCCACUGGGCUCAGGUUGUGGAUGAACGUGGAGCUCAGGUUGCGGAAAGUUGGAAACAGCACGUUGAUUCGCGAGAAGCUGAAUUCUCCUUCAUAGAGAAAAGUUUACGCGAAGAAAUCGAGCGACUACAGAAGGAAACGGAUAGGGAAUCUCCUAGCGCCGAAGAAAGCCCCGAUGAUUCGCCAAUGGUUCAAAAAAUGAAACAAGCCCUCGAAAAUCAAGAGAUGGAAAUUGUUACGCUGAAAGAACAGCUCGCUAUUCGCAGUGCCGAGUAUGCUCGGCUUGCGGCUCAAGUGGAUCCUUUUGCGGUAAAACAUGCAGCUUCUAUGGUUACCACCAGUGAACCUAGAUCUCAACCGACUGACGGUGAUAAAGUUCCUCGUUCCGAGCUGGAGCUAGCGCUGUACAUGAUCUACCAGCGUGAUAUGCGCUGCGACGAGUUGGAGCUAGAGCUGCGCAAUUUGCUGGGUGAACGUGACGCUCUUCAGCUACGGCUUUCGAAUGCACUCCGACAGCAGGAGGAGUUCAAGCGGAAGCUUACCACACAUCCGGACGAAGCAUCGGGCGAUUCGAGUGAUACGACUUCGAAGACCACCACUCCGGAGAAAACAUUGCAGCAGAUUGUACAAGAAUCAGGCAUCAGUGGAGCCGCCGUUCCAUCCGACGCUACCGAACUGUCCAACAAGCUAUCGGAGUUGCACUCCAUCGGUCACGCUAAGGACAAACGGUUGCAGGAGGAACGCGAACAGCGGUACCGUCAGCUAACGUUGAUCCAGCGAGAUCUUGCCAAUAUGCCGCUGGAGGCGGCCGUCAAAAUUGCCGGAACCAAUAUCUCUCAAACGGAUCCAUCACAGCAACACCAGCAUCAACAGCAGCAGCAGCAGCAGAGCGCUUCAUCCGUACUAAUCAACUGGAUUCUGGGCAAAAAAUCCGACACGUAGAAAAAAGAAUUCCUUGUAUUUAUGUGUAAUCUUAAAAUCGUUGGCUUUUAUAACAAUUACCUUGAUCGAUAAGUGUUUAUACAGUACAGGUGGGAAUGUGGUACUUUUUUUAAAAACGAACGAAUUUCCAAACCAACACACCCCCGCGUCAAUUCACAUAUCAUCAAAAGCGAAAUCUGAACUCUAUGCGAGCGAACUCUAGCCGACUUUCUACGAAAAACAAAAAAACUCCUCGUCAGUAACUUUUUCCCUACUCGGUAAGAACUCCAUACUGACCACUCGACGACAAUGACGGCGGAAUUUAAAUUCGAACUCUACUAGCUUGAAACUCGCCCCGAUCCUCGAACAUAUAUCCUUAGCUACCUUCCCGCUCGGUAAUUCUUUAGGAUACAAACCCUCUAAUAAUGAAGAUCGGUCGUUGCAGAGUACUAAACGAUAUUAAUUGAUGGUUCCUGACAUGUUAGUAAUUUGGAAAAAUUAAAAUUCUACCGUACUUUCGAUUACUGAUAACUAAAAAAAACGCAUUACAAAUAAUUCAAAUUUCUAGGUCAGGAAUUUGUUCGAUUCUGUACAAAUUGUACCACUUUUGUGAUUCUUUAUUUUUAUUAUAAUAUAUUUUGUCAAAUGAGUGUAAUAUAUUCCGUUAACUGCAAAUAAAAGUGUACCAAUAACAACAGUUUGAAA